GAGGGAUUUCUGGUAUGCGCAUCCAAAGGCUUGUGGGAGCCUGUUGUGCAAGUCUUCAACAAGACAUUCUUAGCAGACAUUUUCUAAUUACAAUUUAUACAAUUUACAAUAUAUAUAGCUGCCCAUCUCACCAGCGAGCGACUCUGCAAUUACAGAUGCAUUGGUGAGAAUUUUUCACUUCUUGUAUAAGAGCAAAAGUGUAUAAGCAAAUAACCUAAGUAAGAUUACUGCUGUUUUUGAAGUAUGAUAUGUGGAAGGGGCUGUAAGCAAGUCUGUAUGUUAUAAGCUGUGUAUGUAUUCAUGACUCCUAGCAGUAGCUAUAAGCAAUAUUAACUUUGAAAUACGGACUUUGAGUUUGUUGUAUUUGUGUAUUUCCUUCUGGCCUCUUGUUAAUUUCUGUUUCAUCUUAGGUUUGUAAAGCAGCUGGCCAUUCUUGCACUAAAACUGAUGAUAUCUUUUUCCAGCUUUUUCACAUUAAAAUUGCUGUGCAUCACAAACUACCUUAUUAAGAAUGAGGAUAUUUAAAUAUAUAUGUCAUGUUGAAAAUCAGCAUGGCUGAAAGGAAGAAAGGCUAUGGAGAAGAAAUAUAAAGAGGCUGGGAAGAAUUUGUAAAGAUCAGGAUGGUGGCUGGCCCAAGAUACAUAGCUUCAAAGAAGAUAAUUCAGAAAGAAACUCAUGCUUUUGUAAGAGAUGUGAAUCUUCAGAGGUCAGGCAUCAAUGGAGUGCCAGUUGCAGAAAACUUCCGUGUGGAAGAAGCUAUUCUCUCAGACAAAAUUGCUGAGGGUCAGGUUCAAGUUCGUACACUUUAUCUGUCCGUGGAUCCCUAUAUGCGGUGUCGUAUGAAUGAAGAUGCUGGGUCUGAUUACCUCCAGGCUUGGAAAUUGUCUGAAGUUACUGAUGGAGGUGGGAUUGGUUGUGUGGAAGAAAGCAAAGAUGUGCGUUUUGCUCCAGGAGACUUUGUGACUUCCUUUACCUGGCCAUGGCAGACUAAAGCCAUUUUAGAUGGAAAGCAACUGGACAAGAUCGACCCAUACCUUGUAGAUGGGCACCUUUCCUAUUUCCUGGGUGCUGCUGGCUUGACUGGGCUGACAGCUUUGCUGGGAAUCAGAGAGAAAGGACAUGUAUCUCCAGGCUCUAAUCAAACCUUGGUUGUCAGUGGAGCUGCUGGUGCUUGUGGCUCUCUGGCUGGGCAGAUAGGUCUCCUGGAGGGCUGUUCUAAAGUAGUUGGUAUUUGUGGCACAGAUGAAAAAUGCAAGGUUUUGGUCUCUGAAAUGGGCUUUGAUGCUGCAAUCAACUAUAAGAAAGAGAACGUGGCACAGCAGCUGCACAAACUUUGCCCAGAUGGAGUGGAUAUAUACUUUGACAAUGUUGGUGGAGACAUCAGUGAUACAGUAAUAAGUCAAAUGAAUUCAAAUAGCCAUAUUAUUUUAUGUGGUCAGAUCUCCCAAUAUAACAAGGAUAUUUCUUACCCGCCUCCUUUACCUCCUGAGAUAGAAGAAAUAAAGGAAUCGCGGAACAUUACAAGAGAAAGAUUCCUGGUUUUGAACUACAUGGAGAAAUAUUCAGUUAGUACUCUGCAGCUUUGUCAGUGGAUCAAAGAAGGAAAAUUGAAGGUCAAGGAGACUGUGAUGGAAGGCUUAGAAAACAUCGGAGCUGCUUUCCAGUCUAUGAUGAGUGGGGGCAACAUUGGAAAACAGAUAGUGCUUGUUUCCAAGUAAAAGCAAUUUCUGGUUUUACUUGUGUUCACUAAGAAAAAAAAAAUGUAAUUUGUGUAAGUCUGGUAUGAUUUUAUCCUUUGUAUCUAUAUCCUUUUUUGCUGAUUAGAGUUGUAUACCUCUUUUGAUUCUGUGCUUUUUCUUCCAUCUCUUAGAAAAAAAUAUUUUUUUCAGUCAAAAUGCCUUACCUAGACUUCAGUCUCAAGUAUUCAAAUACUACUACUGUGCCAUUGCUGUAGUGUAAUAUAGACUGCAUGGAUAUAAUACAAAGCCAAGAUUAAUUUUAGAUGUUUGGACAAAUACCUUGCAAGCAAAUUACUGUGGCUUAUUUGGCCAAUUUCUGCUUUAGUUUUCUUGGGCCUUUGUUAACAUCUAGGGGACAAUUUCCUAGUAACUCUAAAGUAGUAUUUUUAGACAUUUCCAGUAGACAUAAAUGCAAGCCAUGGUUGAAGCAACUAGGAUUUGGUAAAAACAUGUUUUUAAAUUAAGAUUUCUCAAAAUAAACCAUGGCUUACUCCCUGGAACUGAGACAUUCAAAUAAACCAAUUAGGCUUAUACUGACUUAUGUUCUCGUAGGUAUAAACCAGACUAUAAUCACUACUGAAAAUGAAACAAUAAUGGGAAAUUUUUCUUGUAUAUUAUACAACUAUUAGAUCUGUUUGUUAAUGUAAUUUUCUGGCCUGGCCCCCCUCCCAUGAUAGACUGUCCUUUCAGAUACAUUAAUAGUGAAUGAAUGCUUCACUAUUAUAUAAUAAAAUACAUAAAUAGUAUAUAAUAUAAAUAUACAUCUAUUUAGAUUAGAAUAUUAAACCAGAGGAGGUAUUUCCUAAUUAUAUGAAUGAGUCAUAGAAUGAAAAAGCCCUAGCGUACACUUUAUGUGCAAGUGUUCCAGCUUCCAAAAUCUGAUGUAGCAGAGCGGCUAUGACAAUUAGCAACAAAGGAAGAAGCCCAUAUUCUGAAUCCUCUUGUGAUAUUAAAAAAAAAACGCUACGAAAGCUUUUAAUAAUUUCUGAAACAAAAGUUUGCACCAAAAGCCCUGUUUCAUACACUAUAUGUUCUUUCUGUGACUUCUUCAGUGUCAGGUGUACAAGAAAGCAGCCACACAAGGCAUCUGCAGAAGCAGAAUGUGAAUGAAGUGCUUUGUCCCUUUUAUUCCACUGGGAUUUUUUUUAGCCUGCAAUUCUUAUAUACUUACUUGAAUAAGUCCUAGUGAAUUCUACAGAAAUUACUUUUAAGUAGACACGAGAAUGAUUGUACGUGUCAAUGAAAAUGUUAACUUUUUUAGAUAUAAGAUGGGAACAUGUUAGUAAAUAUAAGAUUGGAAUAAACAGUACACGAAAGCA
Messenger RNA from Python bivittatus (Burmese python), 3058 nucleotides. The record is from RefSeq and is a predicted model, not a curated record. Lineage: Eukaryota; Metazoa; Chordata; Lepidosauria; Squamata; Pythonidae.